Messenger RNA from Aspergillus uvarum CBS 121591, 648 nucleotides. RefSeq names its product nitroreductase family protein. Lineage: Eukaryota; Fungi; Ascomycota; Eurotiomycetes; Eurotiales; Aspergillaceae. The record is from RefSeq and is a predicted model, not a curated record. The transcript is spliced from 3 exons. Bases 1 to 648 code for a protein of 215 amino acids. Gene Ontology annotation, biological process: cellular response to oxidative stress.
AUGACCGUCACUGAGUUCAAGAACCCCGCCACCACCGCCAUCCUGGAGGCGGCCAAGGCCCGCCGCUCCAUCUACACCCUCAAGGCCGAGAGCCCCAUCGCCGACGAGGCCAUCGAGCAGCUCGUCCAGCAGGCCGUCCUGCACACCCCCAGCUCCUUCAACACCCAGACCGGCCGUAUCGUGCUCCUGCUGAAGGAGGAGCACCAGAAGCUGUGGGACAUCGCCAUCAGCGCCCUCGAGGGGCUGGUCGCCGCCGGCCAGGUGCCCAAGGAGACCUUUGAGACCCAGACCAAGCCCAAGCUGAACGCCUUCCGCAACGGCUACGGCACUGUCCUCUUCUUCGUCGACUACGAGUCCCUGGCCCCCAUCAAGGAGAAGUUCGCCAUUUACGCCGACAACUUCAACCCCUGGGCUCUCGAGUCCAACGCCAUGGCCCAGUACUUGAUCUGGACCGCCCUCGAGUCGGAGGGCUUCGGCGCCAACCUCCAGCACUACAGCCCCCUGAUCGACGAGCAGGUCGCCAAGCAGUGGAACCUCCCCGCCUCCUGGAAGCUCGACGCCCAGCUGGUCUUUGGCACCCCCACCGCCCCGGCCGGCGAGAAGGCCUUCGCGCCCCUCGAGGACCGCUUCAAGGUCUUCGGCAAGUAG